This is a messenger RNA of Vigna umbellata (rice bean), 725 nucleotides long. NCBI's taxonomy places the organism in Eukaryota, Viridiplantae, Streptophyta, Magnoliopsida, Fabales, Fabaceae. The record is from RefSeq and is a predicted model, not a curated record.
CAUUGGUUUUGAUCCUUCUCAAUGUGGUUGUGGUUUUCCACGCAGGCAAAACAAAUUCUUUCAUCAGGAAGGUCGAUAGGGCUAAGGACAUGCCCCUUCAAAGUGAUGUAUUUGUUGCCCCUUCUAUUCUUGGAAUGGAUGUGAUUUGUCAAGCUAAAUCUGGGAUGGGAAAGACUGUUGCUUUUAUUCUUUCUACACUUUAUCAAGUUGAUCAUGUUCCUGGUCAAGUUGCAGCUUUUGUUCUUUGCCACACAAGAGAACUGGCUUAUCAAAUUUGCAAUGAAUUUGAGAGAUUCAGCACAUAUCUUCUUGAUAUAAAGGUUGUUGUUUUCUAUGGUGGUAGCAAUAUCAAGGUUCACAAAGAAUUGCUCAAGAAUGAAUGUCCUCAUAUUGUUGUUGGAACACCUAAGAGGAUUCUUGCUCUGGCUAGAGAUAAGGACCUUGGUUUAAAGAACAUGAGACAUUUCAUACUUGAUGAGUGUGACAAGAUGCUUGAAUCACUUAAUAUGAGAAGAGACGUCCAAGAGAUUUUCAAAUUGACUCCUCAUAAUAAACAAGUGAUGAUGUUUUCAGCUACACUUAGUAAAGAAAUGAGUUUUAUCUGCAAAAUAUUUAUGAAAAAAAUUUAUGCAAGAUCAAUGGAAGUUUAUAUUGAUGAUGUAGCAAAGUUGACCCUUCGUGGACUUUUGCAGCUCCUAAAGCAAGGAGGAGUGAAAAUGCUUUAG